AUGUUGGGUGGAACAGAUACAUUUGGCUUAGAGAUGCUUGAUGCGUCUCAAGAGAAUAGUUUGGCCGAUUUGCAGCAGCAACUCUCUUCGCUAGUGGAAAAGUGCUACAAAGUAGCGACGGAAGUUAAUCUUGCUGGAAAACAACUCCUUGCUGAACUAGCCGUUGAGAAGGAUCGGAAUGGGAUCUCGCUACUUGAGAUCAAAAACAGAGAUCUUCUCGCUUACACAAGGGAACUGGCUUUUCUGAUGUCACAAAUGAGUUCUGGGGAAAGCAUUCAAGGCAGUCCUGCAAUAGAAAGAUCAGUUUAUUUAAGAACGGUGCUGGAAAGGAUUCGUCCGAUUGGACAGAAAAUGAAGACACAGGUAGAGAAAUUAGUACAUGCUGCUUACUCCUCAAAAAAACAAAAUAUACAGGAGUUGCAACCCCAUCCGGAAAUGAUGAAUUUUGAACAAGAGAAGAGUGAAGAUUUAGGAGAAAAUAGGGAUGUUGAUGGUCCACAAGAACAAGCUAAUAAAAAAUAUGUACCACCGAAACUGGUCGCUGUACAUUAUAAUGGUACAAAAGAUGACGAAGCGAAAAAUGAGAGAAAAUUAGAAAGGAAAAGGAAGCGUGCGUUGCAGAGCAGUUUAAUACAAGAUUUAAGAGCUGAAUACAGCGAGGCGCCGGAAGAAAUUACAGACGACAGGACUGUAAAGAGAUUCCAGCAAGCAGAUAAGGAAAAGCAAAAGCAUGAGGAAGACUAUUUUAUACGCCUGCAGGUCAACAAAAGAGAGCGCCACAAGAGGAAGUUAAAAAGUCGUCAAAAUAUAAUUGAAGAGUUGUUGCAAUUUGGUGAUUACAUGGCAAUGGACAAAGAGGACGAAGAAUUAUCUCGCAAGAAAUUAUUUAGAAGUCGUAAGGGCAGUAGAAAAGAGCGAGGUUUGAAAUCGCAGGGGGGGAAAGUUCGUAAGAAAGUUCUUGAUAAAAGAAUUUACCGAACAUUGUUCAAUAGGGCAAAGCUAGAAAGAGGAGGAAGUGAAGCUUGA
Molecule: messenger RNA, 1026 nt
Organism: Enterobius vermicularis (human pinworm)
Lineage: Eukaryota; Metazoa; Nematoda; Chromadorea; Rhabditida; Oxyuridae
Source: the annotation of a GenBank genome assembly